Messenger RNA from Myotis daubentonii (Daubenton's bat), 1992 nucleotides. It is a transcript of the gene TRA2B, whose product is annotated as transformer 2 beta homolog. Gene Ontology annotation, molecular function: RNA binding. NCBI's taxonomy places the organism in Eukaryota, Metazoa, Chordata, Mammalia, Chiroptera, Vespertilionidae. The record is from RefSeq and is a predicted model, not a curated record.
CACAUCCGCGAGACUUAGAGCCCGUGUGGCAGCGGUGCGGAGCGGUCGGGUUCUCAGCGGCGUGGAAACUUGUGGUGCUGACAGGCUGCGGCCGAGCCUCCGUGAAGAAGGUGCAAGAGGUUGGCAGCUUUGCUUGAAGCACAUCGAGCCGGGCGGCGGCGGCGGCAGCAGCAGCAGCAGCAGCAGCAGCAGCAUCUAGGAGUCAUGAGCGACAGCGGCGAGCAGAACUACGGCGAGCGGGUUAAUGUUGAAGAAGGAAAAUGCGGAAGUCGUCAUUUGACAAGUUUUAUAAAUGAGUAUUUGAAGCUCAGGAAUAAGUGAAGCUGAAAUUUGAAAAAAUUAAAGAAUGCAUGCUAAUUAUCAGACCAGAAGUCCCACUUGUAGAAUAUUGAGCAAUUUGUGUGAAGUGGGGAAGAUGAAAGAAGUCAGAAUUUGAAACGGAAGAAUGAAGAAAAGAAAUAAAAAUGAAGUUAAGAUAAGAAGUAAUCUGGAAUCAGAAAGCACUACGCUAACUGAAUAGAAGAGUCAGCUGAUUGUAAUGAUGUUGCCUUCAGUUGGAUGGAACAAGUACACAUCAAAGUAAUACUCAAUGAUAGCCAACCAACAGCUGUCUUCUACCCUAUUGGAGAAGCCAAGGAAUCCCGUUCUGCUUCCAGAAGUGGAAGUGCUCAUGGAUCUGGGAAAUCUGCAAGGCAUACCCCUGCAAGGUCUCGCUCCAAGGAAGAUUCCAGGCGUUCCAGAUCAAAGUCCAGGUCCAGAUCUGAAUCUAGGUCUAGAUCCAGAAGAAGUUCUCGAAGGCAUUAUACAAGAUCACGAUCUCGGUCUCGCUCCCAUAGACGAUCCCGGAGCAGGUCUUACAGUCGAGACUAUCGGAGGCGUCAUAGCCACAGUCAUUCUCCCAUGUCUACUCGCAGACGUCAUGUCGGGAAUCGGAGAGGGUGGAAGGGAGGGGGAGAGACAGAGGGAGAGAAACAUCGAUGUGAGAGAGACACAUCCACUGGUUGCCUCCCGCACACGCCCCGACCGGUGCCGGUGAUCAAGCCUGCAACGGAGGCAAAUCCUGAUCCCAACUGUUGUCUUGGAGUAUUUGGAUUGAGCUUGUACACUACAGAAAGAGAUCUAAGAGAAGUAUUCUCUAAAUAUGGCCCCAUUGCUGAUGUGUCUAUCGUAUAUGACCAGCAAUCUAGACGUUCAAGAGGAUUUGCCUUUGUAUAUUUUGAAAAUGUAGAUGAUGCCAAGGAAGCAAAAGAGCGUGCCAAUGGAAUGGAGCUUGAUGGACGUAGAAUCAGAGUUGAUUUCUCUAUAACCAAAAGACCACAUACCCCAACACCAGGAAUUUAUAUGGGGAGACCUACCUAUGGCAGCUCACGCCGUCGUGAUUACUACGACAGAGGAUACGAUCGAGGCUAUGAUGAUCGGGACUACUAUAGCAGAUCAUACAGAGGAGGUGGUGGAGGUGGAGGAGGAUGGAGAGCUGCUCAAGACAGGGAUCAGAUUUACAGAAGGCGGUCACCUUCUCCUUACUAUAGUCGUGGAGGAUAUAGAUCACGUUCCAGAUCUCGGUCAUACUCACCUCGUCGCUAUUAAAGCAUGAAGUGGACGGCUUUCUGAAACCUAUCUUAGAGUUUGGAUAUUGUUUGUGGACAAUAUUUUUUAUUGUCUCCUGUUUAAAAAGUGAACAGUGCCUAGUGAAGUUAGGUGACUUUUACACCUUUUAUGAUGACUACUUUUGGUGGAGUUGAAAUGCUGUUCUCAUUCGCAUUUGUGUAGUUCGGUGCUUUGUUCCAAGUUAAGUGUUUUCAGAAAAGUAUGUUUUGCAUGUAUUUUUUUACAGUCUAAAUUUUGACUGCUGAGAAGUUUUUAUUGUACAAAACUUCAUUUAAAGGGUUUUUCUACUGAAUCCAGGGUAUUCUGAAGAUCGAAGCCUGUGUGUAAAAUGCUACCAAAUGGCAAAAAGCAACAAUAAAGUUUGAUUUUUACUUUUCUUUCUAA